Molecule: messenger RNA, 1648 nt
Organism: Elgaria multicarinata webbii
Lineage: Eukaryota; Metazoa; Chordata; Lepidosauria; Squamata; Anguidae
Gene: RCSD1
Product: RCSD domain containing 1
Exons: 6
Coding region: 157-1272 (371 amino acids)
Source: RefSeq, a predicted model, not a curated record
CAGGCCACAUAGGAGUCUGACCGUUUUAAGCUGAGUUGAAGCUCGGAUAUUAAACGCUCCCAAGCAGUGUGUGUUCUUUUCUUUUCUUUUUCUACGCUUCUGUAUCAGAGGCUUUGUACAGAAGAAAGACAGAAAGAAACUGGAAAGAGGAAGGGGAUGGAGGAACAAAUACUUCCCAAGAACAUCUCACACCUGCAUGACAGAGAGAACAAGCCGUCAGAGACCAAAAUGGUGGUAGAGAAGUCGACAACGCCAUCUGUGGCACAACUAGCAGGAAAAUUCCAAGAUAAACUACCCCUUUCUGGAAAGGAGAUGCCAGCCACUAAACCAACCCGGAGAAAGCCACCAUGUUCCCUUCCCCUCCAACCAGAUUUGGGCCAGAAUGGUGAGCUAAAGCCAUCUCCAAAUACUUCUCAUCCUGUAAGGGUAAAGAUCAAAAGCUCUCCCAUGAUUGAAAAACUCCAGGCCAACCUGGCAUUUUCUCCAGCUUCCCUGCUGCCAGGAGCGUCUCCUAAAAGUCCUGGCCUAAAAGUCUCUCCAUUUAGCAGCCCCCCAUCCACCCCCAUCAGUCCACACUGUCAUUCAGAUAUACCAGAUGAGACACCAGUCAGCUUUGAUCAGCCACCAGAGGGCGCUCCUCUUCAGUGUUACAACAAGAUACGGACACGAGGAUCAAUAAAACGCAGACCACCCUCUAGAAGAUUUCGAAAGUCACAGUCAGAAUAUGGAGAUGACCUAGAUUUAGGGGUAAGUGUUUCACCUCAAGAAAAUGGUGCCAAGGAUGAGGAGGGCAAAUUCACGGACAAGAGUAAGCCUACAAAAUCACUGUCUCACUCUGAAGAUGGCAUAGACCACCAUGAGAAACAAAACUGUACAGCAUCUGAUGAAAAAUCCCUGUCAGAUCCAGGGUCCAAUAGAACAGAAAGCAAAGAGAAAGAGGGAGGAGCAGAAGAAGUGACAUCAUGCAAAGACAGUAAAGAAGAGAAACCACAUCAGAACCUUUCAGAGGAAAAGCCAUGUGAGACCACCAAGGACAACAAAGAGAAGGGCCUAGAUCUUGACACUGCAAAGGACACAAAAAGAAGGUCGUGGAAGAGCACUUUGGGGGAUAGGAAUGAUGACAAUGCUUCUAACCAGGAAAAAAACUAUAAAGGAGAGAAGGGGGGUAAAUUAAGUGAGAGUAAAGACAGACAGCAGGUAUCAGACACACAAGACAAUGGGACUCCACAGCCUGCAGGAGACACAGAAGCUGAUGUGAGCACCAGAGUGUAACGCCAGUAUAAUCACUGUGCACAUAAUAUAUGGGAAACUGAGGUUAGGGUGGGGUUCCCACUACCGUGCUUACUUAUGAAUGAAUGAGCUGUCCCUUAAACGAAAAUCCCAAAGAUACCAGUGUUACCCCCUUUCUUUGGCAGUUCUUAGGCUUUUAUUGUGGCAAAUCUGGUAAUCUCUGAUGGAAGAUAGCUUGAUACAGACAAUGAACAUUCUAGGCUUCUCAAGCUGAUGACACACCAAGAAGAAUGGUAUAGAAAAUCCUUCCAUGUUGUAAAGGAAUGUAAUGGUUGCUGAGGUUUUUUCAACAUUUUUCAAAUGGAAAGAACUAUAAUGCAUAUUAGUAACAAUUCUGAUUAAAGUCGACAUUUCCAAA